Cotesia congregata is the source of this 489-nucleotide messenger RNA. Lineage: Eukaryota; Metazoa; Arthropoda; Insecta; Hymenoptera; Braconidae. The record is from the annotation of a GenBank genome assembly.
AUGGUAUUAGCCGACCUAGGACGUAAAAUUACGUCCGCAUUACGGUCGCUCAGCAAUGCAACUGUCAUCAAUGAAGAGGUAUUAAAUUCUAUGCUGAAGGAGAUAUGCGCAGCACUAUUAGAAGCUGAUGUAAACAUUCGCCUGGUGAAAAAACUCCGUGAAAAUGUGCGAUCCGUCAUUGACUUUGAUGAUAUGGCGGGUGGGCUUAAUAAACGCCGGAUGAUCCAGAGCGCAGUGUUCAAAGAACUUGUCAAAUUGAUCGAUCCAGGCGUGAAGGCUUACCAGCCAGUGAAAGGUCGUCCAAAUAUUAUUAUGUUCGUUGGAUUACAAGGUGCUGGUAAAACAACGACGUGUACUAAAUUAGCUUAUCAUUAUUUGAAGAAAAAUUGGAAGGCUUGCUUGGUUUGCGCUGACACGUUUCGUGCUGGUGCUUAUGAUCAAAUUAAACAGAAUGCUACUAAAGCUAGAAUACCAUUUUAUGGAAGGUAA